Molecule: messenger RNA, 1342 nt
Organism: Halteromyces radiatus
Lineage: Eukaryota; Fungi; Mucoromycota; Mucoromycetes; Mucorales; Cunninghamellaceae
Product: renal dipeptidase family
Exons: 4
Coding region: 92-1246 (384 amino acids)
Biological process (GO): proteolysis
Molecular function (GO): metallodipeptidase activity
Source: RefSeq, a predicted model, not a curated record
UUUUUUGUCUUUUUUCUUUUUUUUUUCUCCUUUAGUUUGUCUACUUUUUUUCUUUUAUAAUAAAUAAAAAGAACUCUUUAUUACAUACAAUAUGAAGAUUUGGUCUUUGAUAUGUUUGGCAUUACCCUUGUCUCAAUGUUAUGAACAGCAUGUUCUCAAUACGUAUGAUUCCGAAGACUCAACCAGUCUUGACCAUGCAAACAAAUUAUUACGCCAUCACCCUUUGAUUGAUACUCAUAAUGACUUUCCAAUGUUAUUAGCGUUUGAUAAAAAGGGAAAAAUCAAUGAUUUGGAUAUCUAUCAUCUCAAUAAUAGCCAUACGGAUAUCAGUCGCAUUGAAAAGGGACAUUUGAUGGGACAAUUUUGGAGUGUAUAUACUGAAUGUGAAGCCAAACAAGACAAUCAAGUCCUCAAGGCAAUGGAAUCUAUUGAUGCUAUCAAGCGUAUGGUUCGACUUCAUCCAAAGACUUUCCAAUUAGUCACGUCUACCAAACAAUUUAAAAAGGCUUAUCGUCAUCGUCGUGUUGCUUCCAUGAUGGGUAUGGAAGGUGGACAAAUGAUUGGUAAUUCUAUGGCGGCUUUGCGUACUUUUUAUGAUCUUGGUGUUAGAUAUAUGACUUUGACACAUAAUUGUCAUCUACCCUGGGUGGAAUCAUGUUGUGAUCCUAAUCCUCCUCCAUUUAAAAAAGGUACAGGCUUGACCGAAUUUGGCAAGAAGAUCAUUGGUGAAAUGAAUCGGUUGGGUAUGAUGGUGGAUAUCAGUCAUGUUGCUCAUAGUACCAUGAACAGUGUGCUCGAUGUUACAAAGGCUCCAGUUCUCUUCUCUCAUUCUUCAAGUUAUGCUUUUUGUCAAAUUGAACGCAAUGUGCCUGAUUCGGUAUUGGAACGUUUGGCAACAGUCGAUGGUGUAGUGAUGGUGAACUUUUAUAAUCGAUUUGUUAAAUGUGGACCAGAUGCGACAUUAUUGGAUGUGGCGGAUCAUAUUGAUCAUAUUGGCAAGAUAGCUGGACGUGAUAAGGUGGGAAUUGGCGCUGAUUUCAAUGGGAUUGAUCUCACUCCUACUGGUUUGGAAGAUGUAUCCAAGUAUCCUGAUCUCUUUGCUGCUCUUGUGGAACGUGGUUGGACUGAUCAAGAACUUAUUGGUUUGGCUGGCAAGAACUUGUUACGUGUUUGGAAAGGUGUGGAACGUGUCCGAGAUGAGUUGGAUUAUGAGUUACCUGCCGAAGAUCUUUUGGAAGAUUUUUAGUUAGGUUGUAGUUUUAUAUUUUUGUAUUGUUUUUGUAGUUUUUACUUUGUACAAUAAAGAUAUUCAAAUGCCGACUUCAACUUUUUCAAGGGAAAA